This is a messenger RNA of Rhopilema esculentum, 2487 nucleotides long. RefSeq lists its product as uncharacterized. The record is from RefSeq and is a predicted model, not a curated record. Lineage: Eukaryota; Metazoa; Cnidaria; Scyphozoa; Rhizostomeae; Rhizostomatidae. Gene Ontology annotation, molecular function: calcium ion binding.
AAUAAUUGAAAAUUUGAAUCGUUGAAAGUGUUUGUUUGUUUACUCUAGUGGCCUUUUAACUUCUUGAUCUUGCAUAAUGUGAAGCAGGAAAAGUUUUUGUUACGAGAAGUAAUAUUUAUGAAGUUAUUGUCUAGUUUUGCAUGACGAAAAUGAGCAUGGAAGCUAUGUUUGGUGUAUGGCGCUCAGUUUCAUGUUGCUGUAAGCAAAACUUUUUUCCAAUAAGUCAACUCUGCUGAUCAAAAAUUGAACACCCCACAGUUUCAUGCUGGCAGGAGGUGUCAACAGCAACUUUUUUAGUUCUGCAGCAAAAAUGGAAUCACCAUCUGGCGCAUGGGAUGAAACAACCCCUACAUCUUUGACAAGCGGCUCAUCGCUUGAUGGAUCUUGUUUUGAGGAUGGUCAGAGAGGUGAAUUUUUGGACUGCGUGAAAAGCCUUUUUGACGUUUUCGAUGCUGACAACAAAGGUUAUGUUACUGUAAACGAACUUGAAAAACAUUUGUCUUGUGAAGAUGAAAAUGAUAACAAGACGUAUCAAAAAUUCACGUCGCCGAAGUUAUUGAGUGUGCUGCAGCAAAUAUGUCCACCGAACGGAUUUAUAAGUUUCAGAAGAUUUUCCCUCGCUAUCCAAAUUGCACUUGGAAAGAAUCAGUUCGGGAGAACAGGAAGUUUAAGUCGAUCACUACGACCGAGAUCAUUUUUAUUUGCAGUUACGGAGUCAAAUGAAGAGGAACCAGCAAGUGACAAUAAUCGUGAGGGGAAUAAAUCAAGCAGAAUCAGCAUAACACCUGACGCCAACAUUUCAGAUAAAGAAGGAAAGUCUCUGGGCAAAGAUACUUUAUAUAAUGAUACUCUGAAUGAGAUUUUCUUGCUUCAAAGAUGCCUUGCUGAAACAAGCAAAGUAAAAGAGAUGUACAGCUCUAGACUAGCAGAGUUAGAGAAACUGAAAAUGAGAUUCCAUGAAGUGAAAAUGGGCUCCAAAAUGAAAUAUGAUGAUUAUUCCGCCUUUGACUAUUCUCAUAUUGGACUGCACAUAGAUAGAGUUUAUAAAAUGAAUCAAAAGCUUCAGAAGUCCCAGCUUACAAGUCAAACCAGUGAGGGAAUCGACGAUAUUUCGUCUCACAUACAACAGCUACAAAUCAAAAAGUCUUCACUGGUGAAAGACCUCUUUGGAAUAAGGGCAAGGAUUUUGAAUGAGCCGCUGGAAGAGAGCAUUCCGUUUUAAUGACACGUUGAUGACACGCCGAACUCUUAUCUUGGCUGGAAAAAACCAUCGGUGUCUUUAGACAGAGAAUGAUACCUUUUUGAUGUCGUUUUAGACAAAUGGCACAGUUCACUGCAGUUGUCUUGUAAGUUUUAAGACAAGCUUUUCUUCAGCGCUUGUGGUUUGAUAAAAAUCUUUUUGGGAUCAAUUUAUAUUGCCAAUCGAAAGAAUCAAGUAAUACUACUGAAAUCAUGCAGUCCAUGGACAACCAUUAGCAAUUGUGAAUAUCCAAAAUUAGUCUCAGAAUUGAUGCCAAUUUAGGUAUCUGCUGUGCUACGAAAAAGCAUCGGCCAUUUACAAAUGAAAUUCCCAUACCCAUAGUCGCAUAUUGUAUUCGAGUGUGCAUAACUGAUUUCAGAAAACAAUGUCUCACUUUGAUUUUCUUAUCACUUAUCAUCCAAGUUGUAUAUAUUUGAUCAAAGGCAUUCGAAAUUUCAAUUCAACCAAACGCAUUGAGAUAUAAAGAUAGAUCAUUGUUUUUCUUAAUCUAAGGAUUUGACGUCAGGUGCAUAUGUUAAAUAUAUGAACAAGAAAGAUAAUUAUUGUUCUAGCAAGAGUGAAACUUGCGUAAAGCUUUUAUACGGUAAAGCCUUUAUUGGCUACUGUCCGUUGAAAGGUUGUGUCCAUGGCCUCGAGGUUUCCUCUGCUUUCUCAUAGAAAAGACUCCUUCUUUUCUAUUUCUUUCUUUUUGAAGGUGAAAUUGGCGUGCGUUCCUUGUUAGUAGAAGGGCUAUUUCGGGCGGUAAAAAAGGCGUGGCUUAAAAAGUUUUGUAUAUAGGUAACAUAUUUUCCCACUACCAAAAGAAUAGAUUUUAGAUCACUUAAAUUUUGCAGUACCUUUGAGAACGUUUUAUCCAAGUCGACAUGUUAACAUUAUGAGCAAUUUAAGAAUAUCUCAAAUCAGGGCUCCACCCCAUCUCCCUUUUUCAUAGAAAACCCUAGGCACAGAUCUGCCUAUAAAUGAUAAGAGUAGUAGAUUGCGAUGCGAAUCCUCGUGUCUCAUAACAUUUCAUUUGAUCAGAUACCGUCCAUACCAACUCUGAACAUGCAUCAUCUCAUUUUGCUUUGAAAUGUAAAUAAGGUUCACGUGUGAAUAUGUCGAAGUAGUUAUUAAUAUUUAUGACAAAGAAGUAAUAUAUGAAAUAGUUAUUCUGAGACGUAAGUUUAUGAUUAGACGAUUAAAUGUUAGUUGAACAUUAAAAAUAUGUUUUAUGGCAAAAUUACAAA